AUGACUACUCCCCCAGAGUUCGCGCCCUCUUGUUCUGAAGUUAAGGACCAGACUCCUAAAGCGUUACCGAACAUAGGCACAGCGCUCCUCUCCGAGUUGCUGAGGCUGCAGUCCCUCCGCUCAUUCUCUACCUCUGGCCUCCUUCUGGGGAAAGGUCCAGGGACACUGCCCUCAUUGCGUGUUCUUGACACAGGGUACCAAAUGGAGAAAAAGUUGCUACGGGCCCAUUGCAAAAGAUUUGACGAGAAAUGGUCAAGAACUGACAGAGAUACCACUCCAGUGUCAGCUCUGCACAUGAUCUGCGUUUGGGAAACGGUCUCCAGUGCCUCACAGACAUCUUAG
This is a messenger RNA of Cantharellus anzutake, 342 nucleotides long. RefSeq lists its product as uncharacterized. Lineage: Eukaryota; Fungi; Basidiomycota; Agaricomycetes; Cantharellales; Hydnaceae. The record is from RefSeq and is a predicted model, not a curated record. The transcript is spliced from 2 exons. Bases 1 to 342 code for a protein of 113 amino acids.